This is a messenger RNA of Pararge aegeria (speckled wood butterfly), 1296 nucleotides long. It is a transcript of the gene NGR-A30, whose product is annotated as cardioacceleratory peptide receptor-like. The transcript is spliced from 10 exons. Gene Ontology annotation, cellular component: membrane. Gene Ontology annotation, biological process: G protein-coupled receptor signaling pathway. NCBI's taxonomy places the organism in Eukaryota, Metazoa, Arthropoda, Insecta, Lepidoptera, Nymphalidae. The coding region runs from base 16 to 1296 and encodes 426 amino acids. Gene Ontology annotation, molecular function: vasopressin receptor activity. The record is from RefSeq and is a predicted model, not a curated record.
GUGAACGGCACGGUCAUGGAAGAGGCUUGUGUCGACUGCAGCAUCUACUCGGAGCUGAACGGAACCUUGUAUGGAAACUAUACGAAAAAUGUUACACGCAUCAACAAGUUCUAUUUUUAUCAGGGUACCCAGCUGGCAAUACUGUGGGUACUGCUGGCGGCGAUCGUGGCUGGCAAUGCGACAGUGGUGCUGGCCCUCUUCCUCACUAAGGCUAGAAAGAGCCGCAUGAACUUCUUCAUCAUGCAACUUGCAAUAGCAGAUUUAUGGGUGGGUUUGAUAAGCGUUCUGCCAGACCUAGUUCACCGUAUAACGAUAUCAUGGUACGCUGGUUCUGUAAUGUGCAAGCUGAUGAAAUAUUUACAGGGUGUAGUAACAUAUUCCUCAACGUACGUGCUGGUUGCGCUAAGUGUGGACCGAUGCGAUGCAAUCACACAUCCUAUGAGGUUCACUGGAAGUUGGAGACGUGCACGCGCUCUUAUAGUUGGCGCUUGGGUCCUCAGCUUCCUCUUUUGUAUGCCGAUGCUGAUUUUGUUUGACGAAGCCAAUAUUCAAGGUACUCCCCAAUGCUGGUCAAGCAUGAACCAACUGCAAUGGCAGAUAUGGAUGACAACGGUAUUCAUCUCACUAUUUGUUGCGCCUGCGCUCACGAUAGCUGCCUGCUACGGGGUCAUUCUGAUCAAAAUUCAGCAGAAGAGUCGACGCGUGCUCAGCAAGAGAGCAGCUGCUAGACAAAGCAGCGAUGAUUUGGAUAGUCGAAGAGCGAGCAGUCGUGGAAUAAUACCGAAAGCUAAGAUUAAAACGGUUAAGAUGACUUUCGUAAUCGUGUUUGUGUUCGUCCUAUGCUGGUCACCCUACAUGAUUUUCGACUUACUGCAAGUGUACGGCUACGUGCCCAACACCCAAGUCAACAUAGCCAUCGCCUCGCUCAUACAGAGCCUAGCGCCUUUAAACUCUGCUGCAAACCCGGUCAUAUACUUCAUCUUCUCCAACAGGAUAUUUCUCAGUCUGCGGAACAUUCCACCAUACAAAUGGCUGUGGUGUAUCAAGGCAGAAGACAGCGCAGCAGCAAACGAGUCCCGGGCACACACGGAAAUGCUGACGUCAUCACACCGCCGUACUCGACACGAGCUCACUAUAAGGAUCAAAGACAACAGUAUGAAGAAUCAAAGGCAACGUUUGCACCAGUUGAACGGAAGUUCUCGUAAGGUUCGUCUAAACCUGCCCAAGAAUCAACUGCAAACAAAUAACAACUGCCACCACGAGACUCAAAGACGACCUGCUGAUACGUUUUUGUAA